CUUGGCUGCUGUGGGCUGGGCCGUUAGACCUGCAGGAGCACUGGGAGAGCGGGUGUGAUUGUCUGGGGCCGCUGGCCGCCCGCGCUUUCCCUUCGGGCAGUCUGUAAUGAUUGGUUCACUUACCUCUGAUGUCAGAAUGGACCCCAUAUAGCCUACAGGAAAGGAGCAGUAGGCAAAAUAGGAUAAAACCUCAAGGUUCCAAAAGACCUGGUCCGCUGAGGAAGAUGGGCACUUGACGGCUACUGCUUGAGAUGGGAAGCAGGAUUAUAUUUACAAGGAUUGAGGCUCUCUGCAAGCCAUGGAAUGAGUAACACUGCCCUAAAGACUUGCCAACAUUUGAGGAUCUUUUAAAAAAUUCCUUUUGGUGACAGGGAGUUGAGCCUACCUUCUCUUUCUUGUGCUUGAGAUCAAGACUUACGCAGACCUCUGGACCACAGGAGUCUAAAAUAGUCUCUGCACAUAUGAAUGGUCAAGCAUUAAUGACUUGCAAUUUCAAAGCUCCGUGGCUACAAGCCAACAUGGUUGGUAGCCCUGUGGGCAUGAGAAUCUAGAGCCUCCACCCCAGCUUGGAGGGACUGAGCACUCACAAAAGGGAAUGUUACGGUGGACGGUGCACUUAGAAGGUGGGCCCCGGAGAGUAAACCACGCUGCUGUGGCUGUUGGACACAAAGUCUACUCUUUUGGCGGCUACUGUUCUGGUGAAGACUAUGAGACUCUGCGACAGAUUGAUGUUCAUGUGUUUAAUGCAGUCUCUCUACGUUGGACCAAGCUGCCACCAGUGUGGACCAAUAGCAGGGACCAUGUGAGGGAAGUUCCCUACAUGAGAUAUGGACACUCUGCAGUGCUCAUUGAUGACACCAUCUACAUCUGGGGAGGCCGCAAUGAUACUGAGGGAGCCUGCAAUGUACUAUAUGCCUUUGACGUCAGCACACAUAAAUGGUUCACACCGAAAGUGUCUGGAAUGGUACCAGGAGCAAGGGAUGGACAUUCUGCUUGUGUCUUGGGAAGAAGCAUGUAUAUCUUUGGCGGAUACGAGCAACUGGCAGACUGUUUUUCCAAUGACAUUCACAAACUGGAUACCAGCAACAUGAUGUGGAGUCUGAUAACUACUAAGGGCACCCCAGCUCGUUGGAGGGACUUCCACUCAGCCACAAUCAUUGGGACAAAGAUGUAUGUGUUUGGGGGAAGAGCAGACCGCUUUGGGCCAUUCCACUCCAACAAUGAGAUCUACUGUAACCGAAUCAAAGUGUUCGACACAGACACAAACUCUUGGCUGGACUCCCCUCCCACUCCACUCCUCCCCGAAGGCAGAAGGAGUCACUCAGCAUUCGGCUACAAUGGAGAAUUGUAUAUAUUUGGUGGCUACAAUGCGCGUCUCAACAGACACUUCCAUGAUCUUUGGAAAUUUGAUCCAGUUUCUUUUACCUGGAAGAAAAUCGAUCCUAAAGGGAAAGGGCCAUGUCCUCGCCGCAGGCAAUGCUGCUGUAGAGUAGGAGACAAGAUCAUCCUGUUUGGAGGCACCAGCCCAUCCCCAGAGGAAGGCAUGGGAGAUGAGUUUGACCUGAUGGAUCACUCAGACCUGUACAUCUUGGACUUCAGUCCCAACUUAAAAACACUGUGUAAACUAGCAGUGAUUCAGUACAACCUGGACCAGUCCUGUCUCCCUCAUGAUAUCAGAUGGGAACUGACAGCAAUGACAACCAACAGUAAUAUCAGCCGGCCUAUCUUCUCAUCCCAUGGAUAAUCUGGUCUCUUGCUCUCCCUCCCUGCCACCCUCAGUCCCCUGCCUUGCAGAUGUCAUCUACUGUCUCCUUUGCUGUGCAUGAAUGUUUAGCCUGUUCAGGAAACUUACCAAAAGGGAUUUCUUUACUGCCUUGCCCAAGGAGAGCUCCUCUUGCCUAUCCUGUUGCUGCAUCUGUCCCACCUAUAACUUUGCCUGGACCUUGGCCUAAAGGCAGCGUGCACACAGAAUCAGAUGGCAUACUCCAAGGAGAAGGAAGAUGGGUGUGUUUUUACGCUUUUACCCGGGUGUGUGGAAGCUACAGCUUUACUUUCAUCUGCUGCUGUAGUACAAUUUGAAUGAAUGGCAACUAAAGGAAGGGGGAACAUAUCUCAGGACUAACUGAUGUAAGACCAGGAUAUGCUUCAUAUCCUAUAGGAUUAAAGACAAAAACUCUUCAAGGUUCAGCUUCUCUACAUCCCCAGCCAUUUCGAGUGCCUGGCUCUUCUCCGUUAAACCAAGGGAUGAACUGUGUGCCCUGAGCCAUUUUGUCUGCUUUGUGUGGGCACAGAGAAGCAUGCCUGGUCUUACACAUUUCAGAGCUUGACUAGGUUUGCCCCUCCCAGUGGGCAUUCAAAGGAACUUCAUAUGAUAUUCAAGCACUCACUGCUUCUACAGUAUUACAGAUUUCUGCAUGGUCAGAGUCGUCACUAGGCAAAAAAGGAGACAAUGACUCUUGGCUGCGCAGUGAGUGACCAUCCAACAUUGUAUAAGACUGAGUAAAAUAGACUCUUUUCUGUGCCUGUUGCAGGAGGGGGUCAGUGCAGGAGCAGAAAUGCAGCUGCCCAGUUUGAUGUGUAAAAGCAGCAGCUUUGAAUUUAUAAACAAUCCUGGAGGAAAAAGCCAAAUUGGUGGUUUUGUGUCAGUACUUUUCAUGUCCGGAGGAGCCAUGAGUGGUGGACUUAUAUAGGAGGCUGUGGGCAUACAGGCAGGAGGCCACAGCACUGAACUGGUAUAAUGCGUAAGAUGGCAGGCCUCAGUUAAAAUCUUGCCUCAUUCAAGCCACUAUUUUUAGCCAUUUGAAACAUGGGGAUGAUACUUUCCUGCCUUACAGGGAUGAUGUAAUUGCCAGAUGUAUGAUUAAGUAAAUGCUGAGUAUUAUUAAA
Messenger RNA from Eublepharis macularius, 2886 nucleotides. RefSeq names its product kelch domain containing 3 (gene KLHDC3). Lineage: Eukaryota; Metazoa; Chordata; Lepidosauria; Squamata; Eublepharidae. Gene Ontology annotation, cellular component: cytoplasm. The record is from RefSeq and is a predicted model, not a curated record. Gene Ontology annotation, molecular function: chromatin binding; protein binding. Bases 596 to 1744 code for a protein of 382 amino acids. The transcript has 14 exons.